UGGAAAAACAUUUGGGUUGCUAAAGGUUUGCUGAAUUUUGGGCUGAGCUAACGUGUGGGUAUAGGCUAUCGUAUCUGAGUCAGGGAUGAUGCAUGGAUCCACGGCCUACCUUGUCACAAUUUAUAGAUUCAAUGGAUUAAUUCACCUGAUAUGCUAGUUGUUGAGCUUGUUAACCAUGAUACUAGAUAAUGGAAUGAGGCAUUACUUACCACUGUUUUGGUUAAUGCUACUGUGGAGAAGGUCCUCUGUAUUCUUCUCGCAUGGGAGGCUCAUGAUGAUACUUUGGUAUGAGGGGAGGAAGUUUCGGGGGAGUACUCGGUUCAUAGUGUCUAUUGCUUACUUCAUCGCUCGAGCCCAUCUAGUGACUAUGACAUAUACAAGCCAUUCUUUACAAGAUUAUGGAAUUUACAACUAUCUUCUAAGAUAAAAAUUACAACAUGGCAUAUAUUUCGCAAUAUCAUCCCUAGUUUCUUUAAUCUGUACAACCGACGACUAUGCUUUGGUGCUUGGCGGCUAUUGAAACUUUGGAGCACAUCUUCUGUGACUGUCCCUCCGUUACUGGUAUCUGGGUGGACCUAUACAUAACCUGGCCUAGUGAGCUUUUGGAGGCAUGCUUGCAAGAUUGGUUGUUUUACAUUAUUCAAGUUUACCCUAUCACAAUUUUCAGGAAAGUUGUGUGUGCCUUAUGGUUUAUCUAGAAUGCUUGGAAUCAUCGUGUUUACAAAAAUGUUAUUAUACAAAUGCAUAUUUUAAUUCAAAAGGUUGAUACUUACCUUCCGGAAUUGGAUGUGGCAUAGGUGAAGCUUCUUGGGCGCCCGAUUAGGGAUGAGCGGUGGUGACCCUUGGACGAAUACUGUUUGAAAAUCAACUUUGAUGCGGCUUUUCAUUCCCCUUUCAGGACAUCCUGCACUAGAGUUGUUAUCAGAAAUAACCAUUGGACUAUAUUGGCUUUGCACAUGGUGGUUUGUAAACAUAUACCUUCUGCUUUUGCAGUUGAGGCCAUUGCUUGUCUUCAUGCGGUCCACUUGGGCCUGGCUCUUGAUUUCCCAGAUGUGAUUGUUGAAGGUGACUCCCUCAUGGUAAUUCAUAAGGUCCAAUCUUCCCAGCUUGAUCUAUCGGUCAUCGGCGCUUAUAUUCGAGACAUAAAACAUUGGGCAGGAUAUUUUUACAGGUGUGACUUUUGGCAUUUCCUUCACUCGGGUAAUACUAUGGCUGAUUUGUUGGCUAAAGAAGGCUUGAAAGCAGGGAUGGGCUCUUAUGUGUGCAGGGGUGUUUCCGAUUUUACACAACGGGUGGUGGAGUGUGAUCAUCUAUCCGAUUUGUAAUGCAUUUAAUGAGAAGUGGAGAGGGAGUGGGGAGCAUUUUUCGUAGGUUUUCUGUUGUUUCUUUUGGUAGCGCUUGAGGAUUCAUAUUGGUUUUCGACGAAUUUCUCUUCGCUCCGGUGAUGUCUCUGUGCCCUUGUUUGGAUGGUCGCUAUUUCUAUUUGUGCUUGAAGUCUGUGUGCUAGCCUGUCUGGUUUUUUUUUCUUGUUAGAUGUUUUGUUUUCUAGCUGCUUCUGCUGCGAUCCAACUUUUGAUAUCUGCUCACCUCAGUUUUCAUUUGCUACGUGGCCCAUAUACUUAGCUUUCUUAGAAUUUGAUUUGUUUGGUUUUCAUUUUGUGUUUGCUUGGUUUUUGUUUAUUUUUGUAGUGGACCUCAUUUCUUUGUUUUGUUUAAUGUAAGCCUAGUUUUUCAAAUUUAUUUUUUUACUACAUUACUUUUUAAUAAGAAUUAAAUAAAAUAUUUAAACGGCCCUUAAAGAAAAACAAAUCAACGUCGUAUUAACCAUUUUGUACUAGGCAUCCAAUGAACAGUAUACGUGUCAACCUUGAAAGCAAUAUGCUAGAAGCUACCGUCGGAUCUUACGCCACGUGUAAGACAGCACCAAACCACCGCCGUCAUUUAAAAGAAAUCCUAACUUUGUGGGCCCCGCAUAUUAUCCGUUUAUGUGUUUACAUGUCUGCCAGCACAUGCUACCCUUUUCUCCCAGAGUACCCAAAAUAGCCUUAACUCUAACCCCAAUAAUUGCCACAACUAAGGGUAUUAAAGUAAUCGCGAACUUUAUUACACGUGCGAUGGCUCAAACAACGCGGGAUUUGCACGUGCUCGCCGCCAAAAAGGAUCCGCUUACCCCCAUUUUAACUCCAUUAAUUAGAUUUCUCCAAAGUAACUUCUAGGGUUUCGGAAUCUCCGAAAUUUGCUCUCGUUCCUUAAAUUUUGAUUAGAGGUAAAAAAAAAAAAAAAAACUUUAAAGCUAGGUUUUCCGGCAUUUUUUCGGUUGGUGUUGGGAAAAUAGGGAUUUGGCUUAGAUUGGAUGGUGCAGUUGAUGAGAUCGGGAACUCCUACGGCGGAACCCGAAGCGUGCCGGGACAAGGCGCCGGUGAAAUUGGAGAUCGUAGAGGAUUCAUUAGAGGAAGAACAUGGCCCUGUUAAUAAACGAUCCAAACUUUCUCCAAAUCUUCAACAGUGGAGCUCCGAUGGCAAUGCUUUCCCGAUCCCGCCAGCGCAAUACAACCCGUUGGAUGAGCCGAGUCCACUUGGUUUGAAGCUAAGGAAGAGUCCUUCACUUUUGGAUUUGAUCCAAAUGCGCCUCUCUCAAUCCCAAAGCGGUAGCUCAGCCGCCCAAGCUGAGAGCUUGAACUCUGGUGUCAAAAAGGAGAGUAAAGCUGUUGCCGCUACCGAUAAGCUUAAAGCCUCAAAUUUUCCAGCUUCCAUUCUUCGAAUCGGCCACUGGGAGUAUAAGUCGAGGUAUGAAGGUGAUUUAGUGGCCAAGUGUUAUUUUGCAAAGCAUAAGCUUGUCUGGGAGGUGUUGGAAGGUGGGCUUAAGAGUAAGAUUGAAAUACAGUGGUCGGAUAUUAUGGGUCUUAAGGCAAAUUGUCCUGAUAAUGGACCCGGGACUUUGAAUGUUGUGCUGGCUAGACAGCCCCUUUUCUUCCGGGAGACUAAUCCGCAGCCUAGAAAACACACCUUAUGGCAGACAACUUCAGAUUUUACUGAUGGUCAAGCUAGCAUACAUAGGCAACAUUUUCUGCAGUGUCCCCAAGGGUUGUUAAACAAACAUUUUGAAAAACUGGUCCAAUGUGAUAUGCGUUUGAACUGUUUAAGCAGACAGCCAGAGAUAAUUUUGGAUUCACCGUACUUUGAAUCACGAAGUUCUGUUUUUGAGGAUCCCAGUGAACCUAAAGGGCAUGACUAUGGCCAAGGGGAGACUGGUAAAGGAUCUACUAGCUCUGGCUUCCAGAAUAUAGCAUCACCUGUUGCAGCUCACUCCUCGUCUUUGGAGAUUGAGAAAGGGGAUUCUGCUGCCAUAACCUCGGAAAAUAUGUCUAGGGAGGCUCCAUCUCCCAGUUCAGGAAGCGGAGUUUGUGAAGCAGUGGAUUCAAAGGGGCCUAGAAAUUGGGACCAGAUAAAAGUGCCGGGACUUCACCCUUCUAUGUCCAUGAGUGAUCUUAUGAACCACAUUGGACACCGUCUUUCAGAACACAUGACCUCCGAAAAUCCAUCCUCUGAAAAUAGACCAGACUGCCAGGAAAUGCUGGAGGAUAUUGCACAAUACCUUCUUAGUGACACUCAAUUUACAACAGCCUCUGAUGAGAAAUCCCUCAUGUCAAGGGUGAAUUCUCUGUGUUGUCUUUUGCAAAAGGACAAUACAACAGGCACAAGCUCACAGGCAAAUGGAGAAAAUUAUGAUGGAGGUGAUGAUGGAAAAGAUGUUCAGCUAAACAGAGGUCAUGGGUUUGAGUUUAAUAUUACGGGCAAGGAUGAUGUGAAGGCUUUUGAAGGGGAAACAAAGGAAGUGUCUAGUAGCAGGCAGGCGCCAGGCAUGUCAAGAAAAGACUCGUUUAGUGAGUUGCUGCUUCAUCUUCCCCGAAUUGCAUCGCUCCCCAAGUUCUUGUUUAACAUUUCAGAAGAAGAUGGAGAGAGACAAGCUAGAUAAGAUAGUUUUCUUGUUUAUAGACUGUGUAAAACAAAUGAUAAGAAAAAAAUAUUAAGCGAAUUUCCCAAUCUCCCUCUUGUUAGUUGGAAAUGUGAUAUGCUUGUAUAUUAUAUCAAAUGUAUGUUGAGGGGUGCUUGGACAAUGGGAUUUUUCAGGAUUCGGAGAAUUCUUUUGAUGAAGAAUUCCGGUAAAUCCCAUAUGAAAACCUUAGGUGUUCUUUUUAGCUAAUGUAUUAUUUGAUGUAAUAUCUCAAGCAGAUUGUUUGUUGGUUCUGUCUUAAUUUGUAAGUAAA
Molecule: messenger RNA, 4268 nt
Organism: Gossypium arboreum
Lineage: Eukaryota; Viridiplantae; Streptophyta; Magnoliopsida; Malvales; Malvaceae
Exons: 6
Coding region: 2354-3976 (540 amino acids)
Source: RefSeq, a predicted model, not a curated record